Oenanthe melanoleuca is the source of this 1731-nucleotide messenger RNA. RefSeq names its product family with sequence similarity 131 member A (gene FAM131A). Lineage: Eukaryota; Metazoa; Chordata; Aves; Passeriformes; Muscicapidae. The record is from RefSeq and is a predicted model, not a curated record.
CCGGCGCAGGCACCGCUCGGGGCUCCGGUAUCGCUCGGGGCUCCGGUUCCGCGGCCCGGCCCGGCUCGGCAGGGCUCCGGUACCGCGGGCGCUGUCCGGGGCCGCCCAUGCGGCCGGGGGGCGAUGUGGGCGGCGCGGAGCCGGCGGUAGUGCCCGCACCGGGCCCCCCCGGGAGCAUGGGCUGCAUCGGCUCCAAAACCACCAUCGUGGCCGUGGACACGACGCUGUGUGUGGAGUGGAAGGAGGUGAAGGCGCUGUCGCCCCUGAGCGUUGCCCGCCCGCUGCCCCGGCUGGUGCGCCAGGCCUCCUUCGACAGCCAGGACUUCCUCCAGGUCAAUGUUGAGGACACUGUCGAAAUGCUGCCCAAGUCACGGCGCGCGCUGACCAUCCAGGAGAUCGCUGCCCUGGCCCGCUCCUCGCUGCACGGCAUCUCACAGGUGGUGAAGGAGCACGUGACAAAGCCAACGGCCAUGGCGCAGGGCCGUGUUGCCCACCUCAUCGAGUGGAAGGGCUGGUGUAAGCCAGUGGAGUCACCUUCUGCCCUGGAGAGCGCCUUCAGCUCCUACUGCCACCUGAGCGAGGGCGAGCAGGAGGCACGAUUCGCUGCCGGUGUGGCAGAGCAGUUUGCCAUCGCUGAGGCCAAGCUGCGAGCCUGGUCCUCCGUGGAUGGGGACGACUCCAAUGACGAGUCCUACGAUGAGGACUUCAUGCCCUCCACAGAGAGCUCCCAGCCCACUGAGCUGACAGGCACGAUGCCCGCCAGCGUGCUGCUGCGAGACCUGCUGCAGGGCCACCUGUGCCAACUGGGCGUGCGGCAUGGCUCCUGCGAGCCCGAGAGCGACUCCUCGCACACCCUGUCCCCUGAGACUCUCUGCUCCAGCCUCUGCAGCCUGGAGAUGGUGUCCCCCUCCGAACUCACUGCCAAACUGCUGGGCUCCCUGGGGGGUGAGGACCUGCUGCUGCCCAAGCUGCCGCCCCCAGCCAGCCAAAGUGCCUUGCGGGGCCUGGCACGGCUCCGGUGCCAGGACUCCCUCUACUCCGUGUCCUACGCCGAAGCCUGUCUCUCGCCCACGGAGGACGAGGUGGUGCUGAGCAAGGACUUCCCGCUCCGCCGGAAAAUCUCUGACGUCGCCUCCUCCGGGGUGGCAUCGCUGGAGGAGGAGGAGGAGGCCGAAGAGCCCUGAUGGCUCCUGGGGUGCCCUGCCCCUCCUGGUGGGGGUCCAGGCCCCCUGCCAAAGCCCUCUGGCCAGACCCCACGCUGGGUGAGGGACAGGCCCUGCCGCUGCUCCCCCUCGCUAUCCGGGUGCAGGAGGGGUCUGGAGGCCACUGCAGCCCCCCCAGCCAGUGUGCCCCCACUGUGUCCCGCCCUGCUCGGCCACAUCGUUGACCUCCUGGAUUUUUGCAUGAGAGCAGGGAAGGGGCACAGGGAAGGGCUUGGGGGCAGGGUCUGUCCUCUGCCCUGAUGCCCAGAUGUGCCCCCAAAAACUGACAAGACUAACUAAGUGGGGCUGGUUGUUCGCAUGUUCUCCUCCAAACCAUCCUGGGCUCCCCUUUUGGGCACAGUUCCCUCUCCCCCAGUGGCAUGGCUGAAACUCUCAAAUCAACCUGUGGCGCCUCUACUACCCCUCGCCAGGGUGGUGGUGGGGGUUUCGGUGUGGGAAGGGCUUUUCUCCUCUCUCCUUGGCCAACUUUUAUUGGACCGAGUUUAAAACUGUGAACUGCUGCCUUGGA